Pogonomyrmex barbatus (red harvester ant) is the source of this 2532-nucleotide messenger RNA. It is a transcript of the gene Btk29A, whose product is annotated as tyrosine-protein kinase Btk29A. Gene Ontology annotation, molecular function: ATP binding; protein tyrosine kinase activity; protein binding. The record is from RefSeq and is a predicted model, not a curated record. NCBI's taxonomy places the organism in Eukaryota, Metazoa, Arthropoda, Insecta, Hymenoptera, Formicidae. Gene Ontology annotation, biological process: intracellular signal transduction; protein phosphorylation.
CCGCGUCGAGCCGCUUGCAUGGCCGCUUCCGUGGCCGCUCUCGAGGUCGUUACUCGCCGAGUUCUUGGUAUCGGAGACACCGUCGAAAGUCAGCCGUGCGUUCGCAUAUCGCGCGACCAGAUGCUGAUCACGGCGGGCUGUUAGCCAACGAGAAUUAUGCUGGUGAUAAGCGCCUUAAAGCAGGUCGCGAACGCCGCUACCAAUGCGGUUCACUCGGCCACCGGCAACGUUACCGGACACAAUAAUUCCGGAACGCCCUCGACUCCGAUAAUGCCGGGUGGUACACCCGGCACACCAUCCUCUAAAGCGAAGGAAAAGAUAAUGUUGCGAGCAAAAGUUGUGGUAGCUUUGUAUCCUUUUCGAGCCAUCGAAGGCGGCGAUUUGUCUCUCGAAAAGGGCGCGGAGUACGAGGUCUUGGAUGAUUCCCAGGAACACUGGUGGAAAGUUAAAGACGAGAAUGGAUCGAUUGGAUACAUUCCUAGCAACUACGUUAAAGAGAAGGAACUGUUGGGACUACAAAAAUACGAAUGGUACGUAGGCGAUAUGUCAAGACAGCGCGCCGAGUCGCUGCUGAAGCAAGAAGAUAAGGAGGGCUGUUUUGUCGUUCGCAACUCGUCGACGAAAGGACUUUACACGCUCUCCCUUUAUACGAAGGUGCCACAUCCCCACGUGAAGCAUUAUCACAUCAAACAGAAUACCCGCGGGGAAUUUUAUUUAUCGGAAAAACAUUGCUGCGGCUCCAUUCCCGAUCUGGUUAAUUAUCAUAGACACAACAGCGGCGGUCUAGCCAGUCGAUUGAAGACCAGCCCCUGCGAUCGUCCUGUACCACCAACCGCCGGCCUUAGUCACGACAAAUGGGAGAUCGAUCCAGCGGAAUUACAUUUGCUGGAGGAGCUUGGAUCUGGUCAGUUUGGAGUUGUGCGGAGAGGAAAAUGGCGCGGCUCCAUCGAUGUCGCUGUGAAAAUGAUGAAAGAGGGAACUAUGUCCGAGGACGACUUUAUAGAAGAAGCUAAAGUAAUGACAAAACUGCAACAUCAAAACCUAGUCCAGCUAUACGGCGUUUGCAGUAAAGAUAGACCGAUAUACAUUGUCACGGAAUACAUGCGACACGGAUCUCUCCUCAACUACCUCCGCCGUCACGAAGCCUCAUUAGGUGCAAAUGUUGGCCUCUUGUUAGAUAUGUGUAUACAGGUUUGCAAAGGAAUGGCAUAUUUAGAGAGGCAUAAUUAUAUACACAGAGAUCUUGCAGCACGGAACUGUUUAGUGGGAUCAGAAAAUGUAGUAAAAGUCGCAGAUUUUGGUUUAGCUAGGUAUGUUCUCGAUGAUCAAUACACCAGUAGUGGCGGUACUAAAUUUCCCAUUAAAUGGGCGCCACCGGAGGUGUUGAAUUACACGCGCUUCAGUUCUAAAUCUGAUGUGUGGGCAUACGGAGUACUUAUGUGGGAAGUAUUCACGUGCGGAAAAAUGCCUUACGGUCGCCUAAAGAAUACAGAGGUCGUCGAACGAGUUCAGCGAGGAAUUAUAUUAGAACGACCCAAAGCAUGUUUCAAGGAAGUAUACGAGGUGAUGCGUAAAUGCUGGGCACAUUGUCCGGAAGUGCGACCGUCCUUCCGCGUCCUGAAGGAGCAGUUGAUUAGCGUCUCCCAAGGAUUGGUCAACGAUUGACUCAACCUUCUGCGGUGUAUGCGCCUGUCCUCACCAUCCUGCCGGUCAAUCCGAUCGACGAUAAAAUCGUCGUUAUCGUCAGAACGAUCGCCCUCCGCCGUUUUACCCUCGUCGAACUUGCCGUACAAUUCAGCAACGUUGCCGUCGCGCAAGACCCGCGCGCCGGUCUCCCCGCCGCCUUCCAAGAUCGAUUUCCCUCGUCGGUUCUCGUCGACCAUGUGCAAAUCAAAAAGAGAGGGCUCCUCGUCACCAAGUACACCCGGGCAUCAAGCUAGUCAACAAAAACCAUCCUCGAGCUCGACUAAUAACGUGUGUGACGUUUGCAGUUCCUACGGACACCCGUGGAUCGAAAUAUGCAAGGCAAUACGAGCCACUAAAGGUAAAUGAGUAAAAACGUGUGUGUACGCCAGUGUGUGUACGUGUAAUUGAGUAACUCACACUACUCUUUGUCGUGACUAUUACACAUUAGAGAGCCGUACCCGUAAUACGGAGAUGUGAUUCUAAAUCCCGUAAACGUUAAUGCUCUUUCGUCUAUCCUUUUCUCUCAUAUCCCUUCCGUGUGCAUCUUUGAACAUCUUGAACGGAUGUUCCGAAUGUUACGUGAACUUUACUGAGAUGCGUGAUACUAUUGCGUGUGUUUCACAUACUAUUUUUCCCAUAUAAUUUUUAGACUUUACUCUGUAUCGUCAUAAAUACAUUUAUAAAUAGAACAAUAGUAUUUAUUGAUGGCCUUUUCAACAGAUGCAAUAUUCAACUUGUGAUUCCACAACUUAGAAUAAUCAUCAUUUUUUAUUAUUUUGAAACAAAAAAUAAUGACACAACUUUGAAUCGGAAAUAUUGUUUUUGCUUAAUAAACCGAUUUAAUAA